AUUCUGUGCAUUUGUCAUGUCAUUAGUCAUAACAAAAAUACGUAGUAAGGUGUAAGAAGUUUAUGUUUAAGUUUCGAGUUAAUGAAAACAAGUAAACAGUACCGCGGGUACAAGGGUUUUAUGCACAAAGGCAAUAAAGAGGAAAAUGUAGUGACAACAACUAAUUAUUGAAAUCGUUUAACAUAGUGGAAUCACAAAUGAACGGUUUCAGUACCGGUGAAGAGGAUUCAAGGGACCCUAGUGAUCAAAUUUGUUGCUUGAUUGAAAACGGCGAUCGUUGUUCAAAACCAGCUGGAAACGCAUCAUACAGCAAACGAAUUCAGAAAACGGUAACGCAAAGGCGAUUGAAUUUAGGAAUAGACAAUAACGCAAGACACAAUUAUAUCUGUGAUUACCACAAAAUGAUCAUUCAGUGUGCCAGAAACAAAAGGCGACGAAAAGACUCUGAGGAUGACUCAAACGAGACAGACACGGAUGUUCCAGAAGUUGAUCUCUACCAACUCCAAGUCAAUACUUUGAGAAGGUACAAGAGGCACUAUAAGGUUCCAAUGAGACAAGGACUGAAUAAAGCACAAUUGGCUGAUACUCUUAUGAAGCACUUCAAAACUAUUCCAGUGAAAGAAAAAGAAGUUUUGACGUUCUUUAUCUACACUGUGAAAACAAAUGCCAACAAGUUGGACCAGAAAAACGGCAUCAAUAAUGACACAAAUUAGCAAGGGCAAUUAAUUUCUUUGCCUACUUUAUUCUUUUAUUAGAAUACAUAUUUUACAUUUUUCAUGUUUGAUUUUUUCAUAAAAUAAAAAAUUGCAAU
Molecule: messenger RNA, 811 nt
Organism: Leptinotarsa decemlineata (Colorado potato beetle)
Lineage: Eukaryota; Metazoa; Arthropoda; Insecta; Coleoptera; Chrysomelidae
Gene: Sap30
Product: SIN3-associated polypeptide 30
Biological process (GO): regulation of DNA-templated transcription
Cellular component (GO): histone deacetylase complex
Molecular function (GO): transcription coregulator activity; protein binding
Source: RefSeq, a predicted model, not a curated record